Messenger RNA from Sorghum bicolor (sorghum), 1956 nucleotides. Its product is annotated as protein TRANSPARENT TESTA GLABRA 1. Gene Ontology annotation, cellular component: nucleus. Lineage: Eukaryota; Viridiplantae; Streptophyta; Magnoliopsida; Poales; Poaceae. Gene Ontology annotation, molecular function: protein binding. The record is from RefSeq and is a predicted model, not a curated record.
CUCGACGGCUGACCCGUCGCGGGUCUUGGGCUCCUGGGGAGUGACGAAGUCCCCAUCCCACGUUCCACUGCCACCAACCUCAGCCGGCGUCGGCGCCGCCCGCAUCGUUCAACCCCCGUGCCCGGCCGUCGUUUACCCGCCGUUCGCACGCGCGCGUCCCUCUCCCUCCUUUUAUCACCUCUCUCGAGUCCCAGCAGGAUCGGCCUCAGCGCAGCUCCGCCCCCAAAUCUAUCCACCCCGAUUUCUCCACCCCAUGGACCUACCCAAGCCGCCGUCGACGGCCGCCUCGUCGUCGGGGGCGGAGACGCCGAACCCGCACGCCUUCACCUGCGAGCUCCCGCACUCGAUCUACGCGCUCGCCUUCUCCCCCGGCGCGCCCGUCCUCGCCUCCGGCAGCUUCCUCGAGGACCUCCACAACCGCGUCUCCCUGCUCUCCUUCGACCCCGUCCGCCCCUCCGCCGCCUCCUUCCGCGCCCUCCCGGCGCUCUCCUUCGACCACCCCUACCCACCCACCAAGCUCCAGUUCAACCCGCGCGCCGCCGCGCCGUCCCUCCUCGCCUCCUCCGCCGACACGCUCCGCAUCUGGCACGCCCCGCUCGACGACCUCUCCGCCACCGCCUCCGCGCCCGAGCUCCGCUCCGUUCUCGACAACCGCAAGGCCGCCUCCGAGUUCUGCGCGCCCCUCACCUCCUUCGAUUGGAACGAGGUCGAGCCCCGCCGUAUCGGGACCGCCUCCAUCGACACCACCUGCACCGUCUGGGACAUCGAUCUCGGCGUCGUGGAGACGCAGCUCAUCGCGCACGACAAGGCCGUCCACGACAUCGCCUGGGGGGAGGCCGGGGUCUUCGCCUCCGUGUCGGCCGACGGCUCCGUCCGCGUCUUCGACCUCCGGGACAAGGAACACUCCACCAUCGUCUACGAGAGCCCCCGCCCCGACACGCCGCUCCUCAGGCUGGCGUGGAACCGCUCUGACCUCCGCUAUAUGGCCGCGCUGCUCAUGGACAGCAGCGCCGUCGUCGUGCUCGACAUACGUGCGCCCGGGGUGCCGGUGGCCGAGCUGCACCGGCACCGGGCGUGCGCCAACGCAGUCGCGUGGGCGCCGCAGGCCACUAGGCACCUCUGCUCGGCUGGGGACGACGGGCAGGCACUGAUCUGGGAACUGCCCGAGACGGCGGCGGGCGCGGCGGCUGUGCCCGCCGAGGGGAUUGAUCCUGUGCUAGUGUACGACGCAGGUGCCGAAAUAAACCAACUUCAGUGGGCGGCCGCCCACCCGGACUGGAUGGCCAUCGCCUUUGAGAACAAGGUCCAGCUUCUUAGGGUCUGACAAGAAAUUUUCUGAAGAAAGCUUGAUUAUCUGGAGCCCUGGGACUUGGAAACCAUCUGCUUGUAUUCAUCUUGUGUUGAGUCUGUUGACAAACCUCUUGACAUAAUUGCUACACCAUAAACCCCAGAAGCAGCCAUUCUGCUGAGCUCCGGCAAGCAAAGGAACCAUAUCUGUUCUAGGGUGCUACCUCUUUGUCUCGCGAAUGAAGUCGUCUUAAAUCUCAGCAAAAAAUCUACAUGUGCUAGCAGAUUUAUCUCUGAACUUCCUGUGAAUGUAGAAAUUUAUAGAGGUACUAGCUUUGACUCACUGCCGCAAUGGCCCAAAAUGGGUUAGAACAUAAUUUGGCCAUUCUCAUUGUUUUGGCCUUGUUCUGUUCUCCAGUAGUCCAGUUUGGUCCGUUACUUUCUCAGUUUAUAGCCAUGAAUGAAACUCCUUAAGUUUUAGGGGCAAGUAAACUGGUCUUGUAUCAUAGUGUUCUCCUCAUGUAAUUUCAUGUAAUCUUGAUUUAAUAGACGAUCCCUUCGAGAUAAACUGUCAUGUACCAUAGGUUUGAUCUUGAGACAAUUUAAUGCCGAUGUAUCAUAGUCUAUCUUUAAGCUGUUUUUACGUGCCCUUAUGUAUGAGGUACGCAA